Messenger RNA from Felis catus (domestic cat), 553 nucleotides. RefSeq names its product centromere protein W (gene CENPW). The record is from RefSeq and is a predicted model, not a curated record. Gene Ontology annotation, molecular function: protein heterodimerization activity; DNA binding. Gene Ontology annotation, biological process: kinetochore assembly; mitotic cell cycle; chromosome segregation. The transcript is spliced from 3 exons. Bases 170 to 436 code for a protein of 88 amino acids. Gene Ontology annotation, cellular component: nucleoplasm; kinetochore. NCBI's taxonomy places the organism in Eukaryota, Metazoa, Chordata, Mammalia, Carnivora, Felidae.
AGCGCCGGGCGCACUCUUUUGGCGGCGGAUUCAAACGUUCGGGCUUGGGUAUAGGGCCUGAAGGAGUGUCCCAGCGGCUGGGUGCUUCCUGCUGUCCGUUCGGGUGUGAAUUUCAGUGCGGUGCCAGGAGGAUCUUGGUAGCGGAGGCGGCUAGUGCCUGAGGGAGAGAAUGGCGCCCUCGACCACAGUCUCCCAGAGAAAGAAGAUAAAACGGAAGGCUCCCCGGGGCUUUCUUAAGCGCGUCUUCAAGCGACAGAAGCCUCACCUUCGUCUAGAGACAAGUGGCGACUUACUGGUGCACCUGAAUUGUUUACUGUUUGUUCAGCGUUUAGCAGAAGAGUCCAGGAUGAGUGCUUUUGAGAAUAAGUGUGGAGUCAUUAAAAAGGAGCAUGUACAGGCUGCAGCAAAGGUAAUUCUAAAGAAGAGCAGAGGUUAGAAGUCAAAGAACCAUUUUUGAAAAUUAUAUGAUGUAUUAUUUUAGGUGGUAACAGAUCUUGAAAGCACUUUUUAUAUAUCAGCUAAAUUGUAUAUUAAAAUAUUGGCUAGUUGUGGA